Metarhizium acridum CQMa 102 is the source of this 2445-nucleotide messenger RNA. The record is from RefSeq and is a predicted model, not a curated record. NCBI's taxonomy places the organism in Eukaryota, Fungi, Ascomycota, Sordariomycetes, Hypocreales, Clavicipitaceae.
AUGACAACCACAUCGGACGCAGUGCCGCCCUUAUCUCCAGCCUCUUCAAGCCACAGUGACCUGAGCUUGGAAGAACCGGAACCCCAUCUGUCCGCAAAACCCCUGCCUGUGCCCCCAACAACCGGGUCACCUAUCAAGUUUCGCAAUGGAGAGACGGAGCUUCCACCGUUGCAAGUAGCUGGUGGCGAUCCCGACGGACUGGAUCCGAUUGCCGAAGAAGAACUGGACCCAGGCAGUUUUGACCUGGUGAUGCCAGUCGAACAGAAUGGCAGCACCACUGGCAAAUACAAGUUGGAGAAACGGUCAGAAUUACUCUUCUCGAGCCGUCAUCUAGAGGCUAUCUUUGACGACUCGGCCGAACUGCAUCGCUUUUCCCAGUUUCUGUACAAAUGUCGACCGGCAUCAGUUCCACUACUGACAUAUUUCUUGGAUGCUCUCAAGGCACUAAGGGCAAUCGAAUAUAGCAAUGCUGUAUUGAGGAAGCUUGGGCCAUUGACCGAUUUCGAAUUCACUCAUGAGUACUUCCAAGCGCACCCUACGUCGAAUCAAGAAUUAAAGACCAAAGCAAAUGCGGCCUUUGACAUCCUAGCUCGAGAGGAUCUGCCCAUGUAUAUCACACAUGUGUGGAUUGAAACCGUUUCCGUAUCUAUUAGGCACAGGAUCAUGGGCAUUCCCAGUCACGCCUCGGAAGGUCUAGCAGAAGUAUUUUGUCUUACUGAUCCGUCAAGACACGACAACCCCAUUGUUUUCAUGUCGGAAGACUUUAAUCGGACCACACAAUACGGCGUAGACUACGUCGUUGGAAGAAACUGUCGUUUUCUUCAAGGACCGUACACAAAUCCGUUCAGCGUAACGCGUAUCAGGGAGAAGAUGGAGAAUGGCAUUGAACACUAUGAGACCUUCUUAAACUAUAGGCGCGACGGCUCUCCGUUUAUGAACCUUAUUAUGGUUGCUCCUUUGUACGACAGCCGCGGAGUGAUUCGGUAUUUCAUUGGCGCUCAAGUUGAUGUAUCAGGCCUCGCUAUGGGUUGCUACGAUCUUUCAUCUCUUCAGCGAGUUGCCGACGAAGAUGCGAAGCGAGAAGAAGGAGCAAAAGUUCCAAGCAACAACAGGGACGAAUUUACGCAACUAGCCGAAAUAUUGGGGACAAGGGAGCUCGAAAUAGUCAGAGAACGCGGCGGUGAAAUGCAUCGCCUGCCUCUCCAAUUUGCGACAGGGCUUCACUACGAUGAAAAGAUUUCUCUGACAAAGCCCAACGUCGACGGCGUCCGAGAUAGUACACAACAUGCCCGCAACAGCUCUAAAAAUCGAGUUAUUUUGGGAACAAGCUCAGAGGCCCAAAACACGACGCCUCCCUUGGGUGAUUCAGUGCGACCCUUUAGUUCACUAACCACAGCGGCGACUCUUGCAGCGAGACAUAAUGGCCGUCUUACAGGUAUCUAUGAGCAUUACCUGCUUGCCAGGCCUUACCCAUCACUGCGCAUUCUCUUCACAAGCCCAUCUAUGCGCGUGCCGGGCAUUCUUCAGUCACCGCUACUUGACCGGAUUGGGGGGUCGACUCGCAUGCGAGAUCAGCUUGUUCGAGCUUUGGCCAAUGGCCAAGGAGUGACAGCCAAAGUUAGGUGGCUUACUGUUAACCACAGGAGGCAUGCCAACCGUCCCUUGAGAAAGAGAAACCAAGGUGAUCACCCAUUGGAAGCACAUUUGCGCAUCGACGAUCAUGAUGAUAACGCAAACGAGGAUAUUGGGAGAUCGCGAUGGCUUCACUGUACACCACUCACAGGGUCGAACGGCCGCGUUGGGGUCUGGAUGAUUAUUAUCAUAGAUGAAGAGCCAGACCCCAAUAGCCAACUUUCACACCACGUCGGUCAUCUCGAGAAACCGCGGCCUGAUAGUGCUGUGUCCGACAAGUCCGUGGGUGGCCGAAAUCCGCACCGUACAAGUAACAAUGGCGCGUCCCCAGCAAUAACCAAGUUGCGCCCAAGAAGGUCAUCGGAUACUCUUGGGCUUAACCCUCCAACGACACCUUGUCGAAACGAAGACAAAUCAGUGACCAAGACGAUCCACCAGCAACACUCGCUCAACGCCCACCGAGCACCGAAACCUACUCUCCAGACCCUGGGUGUGGCUGCAAGGUUCUAUAGUCCCGAGGCGCUGUCACUUGCCACCCAAGCCGGCUCUUCGACUCAACAACAGAGAGAGAGCAGCAGUAGCGCCAAAGCCAGUCCCGAAGACGAGCGCUCAGAAAUGGAGCAGAUUUGGCCCUUACCACCCUCUAGCACUGCCAUAUCGAGAAGAAAUCGUGAGGCUUAUAUCAGAGUUCCGUCAAUGAUACGAGAGACGUCGUCGGAGCGGGCAGUAGUUUGGGGUACCAAGAGUGAAGGGGACACUGCCUCAAUUAGAAGUCAAAGCUCCGCAUUUACUGUGAGAAUAGAAGAAGACUAA